Molecule: messenger RNA, 4667 nt
Organism: Argiope bruennichi
Lineage: Eukaryota; Metazoa; Arthropoda; Arachnida; Araneae; Araneidae
Gene: heph
Product: polypyrimidine tract-binding protein 1-like
Exons: 17
Coding region: 398-1987 (529 amino acids)
Biological process (GO): regulation of RNA splicing; mRNA processing
Cellular component (GO): nucleus
Molecular function (GO): mRNA binding
Source: RefSeq, a predicted model, not a curated record
GCCUUUCACUUUCCUUCCUGAGAAACUUUCUCGCGGAUCUCUAUUCGCCCUGAUCCUUUAACUUCAAUCAAAUUUUUCUCAUUACAACUCCUCGCAUUAAUUCUAAUAGUCUGCUUUCUCCUUUCCGUUAACAGUUCUGUCCUAGGCGCUUUCUAUUUAGGAUAGUUCUCUAGUGACAGCAAUCGUGUUCGAUUACAUACUGAAGUUCGGUGCAAGCAUCUGUUGAGUGUGGUUUCAUCCUGUGUGACGUUUCGCCGCCUUCUCUUUUUUGUUUCGUUGAAUAUUUUUUCUCACCGAGUUCUGAUUUGAAGAAAAAAAAUAAUAAAAGGCGCACUGAUUGUUGUUUACUGUGUCACCAGGAAUUACUUUAAGAAUUAACUUCAUCAUAUAACUACCAAUGCGUGGAACAGAUGAACUCCUCUCUCAAAGCGGCGGUGCUGUCAGUAACGGGAACGCCAUGAGUCCCGACGCUAAUGAUAAUGAAAAUAACAAUGACGCUAAAAAGGUGAAAUUGGAGAAAACCCAAACUGGAAAACCAUCGCGUGUUGUUCAUAUCAGAAAUGUCGCCACCGAUGCGACAGAGACGGAGAUAAUUCAUUUAGGAAUAUCGUUUGGACGAGUGACCAAUGUAUUGCUUCUCAAGGGAAAAAAUCAGGCUUUUCUGGAAAUGGCUGAUGAAGCAUCAGCUGCUUCAAUGGUGAGCUACUAUGCUAAUUCUGGAGCUCCUCUCAUCCGUGGCCGAAAUGUUUAUGUUCAGUUCUCUAAUCACAAGGAGCUUAAGACUGAAAACGCUCAUGCAACAGGAAAUAACACAGCACAGGCAGCAUUACAAGCUGCACAAGUUUUGCUAAAUCAUACAUCUGAUACUCAAGGUGGGCCAAAUACUGUUCUCAGGGUAGUUGUUGAUAACCAGCUGUAUCCAGUUUCCUUGGAAAUAUUGUACCAGAUUUUCUCAAGAGUUGGAAGAGUUCUGAAAAUCGUUACAUUUACCAAAAAUGGCACAUUCCAAGCUCUAAUCCAAUAUCCUGAUGUAAUUACUGCACAAGCUGCCAAGUUGUCGUUGGAUGGCCAAAAUAUUUACAAUUCUUGCUGUACGUUACGAGUAGAGUAUUCAAAACUUUCCAAUCUAAAUGUAAAGUACAACAAUGACAAGAGUAGGGACUUCACUAAUCCUACAUUACCAACUGGAGACCCGACUCUGGAUAAUUUGGGCUUGCCUGGUUCAAUGGGUGUUUUGGCGUCUCCUUUUGCUGCCCAUGGAUUAGGAUCACCUUUAACUGCUGCAUAUGCUGCUGGCGCAGGAGGACUACCUCUUGGAAGCUUUGCUUUGUCACCUGCAAGUACUGCUGCAGCUUUAGGUGUUGCAGGAUUAAGACUUCCUGGUCAACAUCUGAGUACUGUGUUACUUGUCAGUAAUCUCAAUGAAGAGAAGGUCACACCUGAUGCUCUCUUUACCCUUUUUGGAGUAUAUGGCGAUGUGCAACGGGUAAAAAUCCUUUUCAACAAAAAAGACAAUGCUCUUGUACAAAUGGCAGAACCUCAACAAGCACAGCUUGCCUUAACACAUUUAGACAGAAUUAAAGUGUUUGGCAAACCAAUGAGAGUUGCCCCAUCUCGACAUCAAGUUGUACAAAUGCCAAAAGAGGGUCAGCCUGAUGCUGGACUGACUAAAGAUUACAGUAGCUCACCUCUACAUAGAUUUAAAAAGCCAGGAUCUAAGAAUUACCUCAAUAUCUAUGCGCCAUCUGCAACGUUGCAUUUGUCGAACAUUCCACCUAGUGUAACAGAGGAGCAAAUUAAGCAGGCAUUUGUUGAUGAAGCUGGUGUAACAGUUGUCGGCUUCAAAUUUUUCCCGAAGGACCGUAAGAUGGCUUUAAUACAAUUGAAUUCAGUUGAAGAAGCAGUUAUUGCUCUCAUAAAAAUGCACAACUACCAGCUAAGUGAUUCAAGUCAUCUGAGGGUGUCAUUCUCCAAGUCCACCAUUUGAAGCUUACCUUGUGGAUCCAUUUAGUCUGUGAUACAUGGAAGCAAACAUAAAACCAACAAUGUUCAUUCAAGAGUUGAACUUUAAAACUUGUAUAGUCAUUCAUCGUGCAUCAUGAUGUUUUGAUAUUUAUCUCCAAAGAAAGACAAAAAGCUGCUGCAUCCUUAAUUAUUUUUUUUUUCUUAUUGUUUGUGUAUGUGUUUUAGUGUUCAUCAUUUUACUAUGAUCAGUUUAAGUUAUGAUAGAGGGGGGGGGAUGUGAAUUUUUCUUUAUAUUAAAAGAUGCAGUAGUAAGCUUUUUAUCUUAUCUUUGAAGAUUCCAUCAUUAACCUGACUUCUAAAUGAUCGAACUUAAGAUAAAACAAUAGUAUUUCUUGGAUCCUAUUUCUGCAUCUUGUGUGUCAGAUGCAGAUUUUAUUCCAAUUUCUCAUUUCUUUUCAUAUUAGUAUUUUUUACCUUGCAUUUCCGUUAUUCUCCCCUUUUCGGGUGGGUCUUUGCUGCUUCGUAUCACAGACCUAAGUUUUCACACUUAGGGAGAGAUAAACUAAGGGAUAUGGGUUUUUGUCGACAUUGUCUUUUAUAUGAAAAUUUUUCUGUAUUUUUGCAUACAUUUUUUUGGUCUUUCGAAAGAAAAAGCACAUGUAAAUGGUCCUUUAUUCUAUUUUUUUUCAUGUAUUAUACUAAAAUCAUUACCUUGAGUAAAAUCGUAUGUGUCUUCUCCUAAUCUGAUUCCAAAAUAUUUACAUGUACACUUUAAUCUCGAAUGAAACAUUGAUUUUUUUUGUCUGCUUUGUAUACCUGCUGUUGCUAUAGUAGUUUUUCAUUGUUGCUCUAUUGUGGCACGCUGGCACAUGCCUCCAAUAUGUUUACAUUCUUUGAUGUUUUUCUAGUGUUGAGUGAUAGUAUACUUUUCUAUUGUAUAUUCUCUCAAUCUGUUUAUUUUACCUUUCUGGAAUGCAAUUCAGGAUUUCAGAAUAUUGUGUAUAAAACUUUCAUUUUGAUUGUUUUUUUUUUUUUUUUUUUUUUUCAAUUUCUAGAACAAAAAUAAUUUGAUUUGUCUGUAAUUCCAUGACUUUUUUUAAAAAAAAUAUCAGAUCACAGUUUUAGCACCCUGAAUCAAUCGUUACUGGAGAAUAUCUUAAAUCUCUUAACUAUACGAAUGUAUAUAAUUUCCAGGAAUUCGAAGAUAAUCUUAUCUGAUCGCUGUUUUAAUAAAUUUUUCCAAAAUCAUCCCCAAAAAGUCACGAACAUAAUCAUGUGAUUGUUAUUUAAAAAAAAUCUUUUACAGAUUGUAGAGUAUAUUUUUAAGAGUAUAUUUGAUAACUGUUAUUAAAUACUUUAUUUUUCAUCUGCAAAAUAGUAAAGCAACAUUCCAUUUGCAGAUGCAUUUGUAUUUUUUCAUUUCUAAAGUAUAUAUCAUAUUUUUCUGUAUUUACACUUUAAUAGCUGUAGGCAAGGAUUGAUUGGAAGUAUAUUGUACACAUUUUAUCGACCUUUCAUACAGGCAGUGUGCAUUAAAAGGUUUAAGACAAAAAGGACCAUAUUAGCUUUAGAAAAUUUGAUAGUUUUUGUGUACAGCUUUUAUCACUCAGCAGAUAGUAACAGAUCUGCUCACCUGUUUUUAUAUGAAGUGAAGUUCUUAUGCGGUCAAGCUUUCUAGGAGUUUAAAUGGAAAAAAAGAAAUUAAAACAACAAUAACAAAAAGGAAAAAAACCUGCCAAAAUAGAAAGUUACAAAGACUGUUGUAUAGAUGAGUUUUCAUUGCCUUUAUACGAACACACAUAUUAAAUCUUUUAACUUGUUGUGCCUUGAUGCAUAGCUAAUGUGAGUUCUUGGUUUUCCUCUACUAUGAGCUUAUGAUAUUCCAAACAUUAGUAAUUUAGAAAAAAAAAAAAAAAGACUUGUAUUUUGCUCUUGAUUUUUUUUUUUUAUUGGUACGUCAUUACUUUUUCACAAAUUACAAUGUACUCAAAAGCUGGCUUUUGCAAAUUUAGCCAGAUUAGUUCAGGGUUCUCAGUAGGUUAUAAAUAUAUUUAUGUUGCCACUGCUAAUCCCAUUCAUUGAUUGGUGGUUUAAUUAAAGAACGCUUUCCGUCCUGCGUUCUGACUGUUUUCUACCUCUAAAAUGGCAAAGUUUUAAGUGCAAGAGCCUACUGUUAUUCUGAAGAAAUUGUUUAGAUGGCUACCUCUUGGUUAACAUGCAACAUUUUUAUCAACCGCAACUGUUUUUAACUGUUUUGUAAUUUUGUUGUAGUAUAAAUGUUUAUUCUGAAUGUAAGGCAAUCUUCUGUCAAAAACAUUUAACUGUUAUUCAUUAUGCAUGAAAAUGAUAAUUGUAAAGUGGUUAUUUUAUUUAGUUAAUUUUUAAAAAACGAUUCAACUAUCUGAAAACUUUUCACAUCAGUCCUGUUGUUGAAAAAGAAAAACCCUGUUCUAAUCUUAAUAAGAAAGAAUAUUGUAAAUGAAGCAUUUGUUGAAAGUUGCUGAAAUGCUUGAUAUCAUAUCAUGUAUACUAUAUAUAAACAAGUAUUCAUACUAUAUGCAUGAUAAUUAAAUGUGUAUGCACACAACACAAGCUGUGCCUUCUAACAGGUGCUACCUUUUUUUAGCACUGUUUUGCUUGUGACAAAAAUUAAUCUUUUAUAAUUAUGUACCAAAAUAAAUAAACAUUGUCUUUACAUUUAA